Molecule: messenger RNA, 3801 nt
Organism: Closterium sp. NIES-65
Lineage: Eukaryota; Viridiplantae; Streptophyta; Zygnematophyceae; Desmidiales; Closteriaceae
Source: the annotation of a GenBank genome assembly
AUGGCGUCCACUGCUCCGGCCAGCGCCGCUCGCGGGCGACGCAACGCGAAAGCUGACGGGUUCCAGUGGGACAACCCCGGCGAAGAGCCAGUUUCCCCGAGCUCCCCCUCUCGCCGCCCUUCGUUCCUCCGCCUUUCCACCACCUCGACGAUCCUCCUGCUCUCCGCGAUCUUCGUCGCCGCUCUCCUUUUCAUUGGCUUCCGUAAUUUCCGCGUCGAGGCCCCCGCGCCGCGCUCCAGCGCGUCGCUAGGCUCGUUAGACGGCGAUUACGGAACUGGCGACGAUGACGGUUACGGCACAACAACCAACGCGGCAGGUUCCACGUGGCCGACCGGCAGCAAGUCGUCAAAACUGACGGCCACCGGAACGGGGGUUUCAGGAUCGUUCGGGUCUACCGGCUUGACGGAAAACGUUGGAAAGAAAACGUCGUGGGACGAAAUGUCGGAGGAUGAGGAUGACUUAGGAACCACCACCGGCUCUAGCUGGCCGAGCAAGAGUAGCUCCGCAAUCGGCGGCGGGUUUGGGGGCGGACUUGGCGCUUCGUCGAGCUGGAAGAAGGGGGUCGCAGGCAGGGGAAGCAGCGGGAACUCGUGGGGUGGCGGCGGCGCGGAUACGAUGGAUGAUGACGUGGACACGUUCUCGAGCAGCGCGAAAACCGCGGGAAGGUUUGGCGGCGGCGCGAUGGGCGAUCUGGGUAUGGGAGACGAUGAUGACGAUGGGGGGGCGUUGUAUCCGAAAGAGAAAGGCAGAACGAGGCCUGGAGACCGCGAGACCGGGAGGGGUAUGGAGCUCGAAGGGUAUUCUAAAAGCAUUGCUUCUGGUUAUGCGAAAGGCGCGGUGGGAUAUGGUAAAGGGACGACAGGACAGGGCGCGGAUCGCAUGGGGGGAAGCCGCGGGGAGCGCGGAGGGCGCGGUGGGCGCGGGUUUGACAAGGGGGGAGGUGACCCGCUGGACCAGGCUUGGGAUGACCUGGGGGGCGGGCGAGGGGGGCGGGGAGGACGCGGGUUUGGCCAGGGAGACGAUGACGCGGAGGCGGAGAUGGGGGGAGGCGGAGGCGUGGGCGCGCGGCAGCAGCGGCAGGCGGGCGGACGAGGGGCGUACGGCGGAAGAGCAGGACAGAGGGGUGCUGACGUGGAUGAUUAUGGCGACGGUGGAAGGACUACAAGUGGCAAGUGGGCGCGAGGGGGGAGCGCGGGCAGUGACGCGGAGGACACGUGGCAAAGCGGAGGCAGGGGCGGCGGAAGGGGAGGAUGGGCGGGGGGAGCGGCGCAGCAGCAGCAGCCGCGGGGGAUGGGGUGGGGGGGAGCAGACACGGGGAGCAACAGACUAGGAGGCAAUGGGGGUGGGGGAGGGAUGGGCAGGAUGGGAGCGGGAGCUGGGGGAGGGAGAGGAGCGGGUGGGAUGACUGGGGUGAAUGACAAUGACGAGGAUGCUUAUGGCGGAGCAGCAGGGGGAGCAGCAGGGGGAAGAAACGGUGCUGCUGCUGGCGGGGCGUUUGGGGGAGGUGUGGGGGGAGGUGUGGGGGGAGCUGCAGCUGCGUUUGGGGGAAGAGGCCGGAUCAAUGCUGGUGGCUUCGUGGGGGGAACUCAGGGAGGUGCCAGGGCGGGGAGGGGAGGUUUAGGGGGAAGUAUGGGGGGCGGGCUAGCAGGGGGGUUGGGGGAAGCGGCGGAUUUAGAUGGGGAGGAUGACAUGGGUAUGGGUAGUGGCGCUGCUGCUGGUGGUCGUGCAGGCUCCACUAUGAGUACGAUGGGCGCUAUGGGCGCAGGGGGAGGAGUAGGCGCAGGGGGACUUCCUGCUAGGGGGAGAAGCAGGCUGGGGGCCACGAGCGCUGGGUUUGGCGGAAUGGGGGGCAUGGGGGGUAUGGGGGGCGUGGGGGGAGCGGGUAGGAUGGGGGGGACCGCCUCUGCUGCUGCUGGUUCUGGCUUCGGUUCAGGCAUGGGUGCUGGGAUGGUGGGAGCGGCUGAAACGGAUGAAGACUAUGGACAGAGCGGUGGAGGAGGGUUGGGGGGAGUGGCAAGGGGAGGCGCAGGAACCGCAGCGGCAGCAGUAACAACCAGAGGGGCAUUCCGGGGUGCUGCAGGGGCAGCAACGUCAGGGCGAAUGGUUGGUGGGGGAAUGGGUGCAACAGGGAUGGGAGCAGGGGGGCUGGGUGGGGAAGAUGAGAUGGGUGGGGCGGAUGAGGGGAUGGGUAUGGUAGGCAAUGGUGUUGCUGGGAGGAGCGGGGUGAGGGGCGGGAUGGCCGGUGGAGUUGGUGGUAGUAUGGCUGGUGGUGUGGGUAGUGAUGAUUACAACGAAGGGGUAGCAGCUGAUUCCGGCACUGGCAUCAGCGGCACCGGCAGCAGCAGCAGCAGUGGAGCGAGUGGGAUGUUUGGGGCGAGAAGCAGAGCCGGAAGCAGCAGCUUUGGCACCGCCAGCAGCAGCUUCAGCAGGCGAGGCAGUGUGGCGGCAGCAGAUCCCUACGGGGACGAAGGGGAAGGCACGGGCGGUAAGGCAGGAGACGCUUCAGGCAUAGACGGUGGGGAUGGCACGGAUGGUAUGGACGGUUCAGAUGACCUGGAUGGAGGAGUGUCCGGUGGUGGUGCAGGAGGGACGAGGCAGGGUGCGCAUGCAGGGCUGGGCAGGGGCGAUGCAGAGGGUGGGGGUUUGGGGGAGGAGGAGGAUGAGGAUGGAGGAGUGGGGUCCGGAAAGGCAGUGGUAGGAUCCAAGACAGGGAAGGGCGAGGGAGGGGAUAGCUCCUCUUCUUCUUCCUCUGGUGGUGGCGGUCUGUUUGGUUUUGUCUCUCGCAUGUUUGGUGGGGGUGGGAGCAGUAAAGCGCCCGGAAAGGCGGCAGGGGAUGGGGCAGGGGAGGGGGAGGAGGUGGAGGGGUUUGAGGCGGGGAAGAGCACGGCUCAGUCGGCAGUGGAAGAUGCCCUGAGGAGCACUGAGGAGGAGGGCGUGACUGGGGGAGGCUUAUCCAGGAACAGGUUCGGCAGCAGCAGCAGCAACAGAGGGGAGGGUGGGGAGGAUGAUGACUACGGGUCAUCGUCUGCUGCUGCUGCUGCUGGCACUGCUGAUGCUGAUGCUGGUGAUGACGCAGACGCAGAUGCGGAUGUUGCAGUGGGGACAGCAGAAGGUUUCAACAAGGGCCGGUUUGUCCGGGGUGCUGCUGGUGCUGCUGGUGGUGGUUCUGGUGCUGUUGGCAGGGGUGGCAUGGGUGAGGAGGAGGAUGAUUCAGAAGCUGCUGCUGCGCUUGGUGAUGUUGCAACUGGAGCCAGCGGUGGUGAUGCCUCAGAUUCCUCUGAUGCUUCUGAUGUGGAUGAGUCUGAUUCGCCUGCUGCAGCUUCUGGGCUUGGUGCUGCUGGUGCUUUUGGAGGGGCAGGGGCAGGGAAGGCCGGGCGGCUGAGUGGGAGACUCAGUGGGAGGUUGAGUGGUGCGAGUGGUGUGACAGGAAAGGCUGGUAGGCUGACUGCGAGAGGGACAGGAGGGAAGACGAAUGCAUUUGGAUUAGACGCAUCAGGAUUGGAAGGAUCGGAAUCAGCCGCUGGGGGAGUUGGUGGUCGUGGGGGGAUGGGAGGGGAGGGUGGUGAUGAGGAUGGCACAGGAGAAGGGAUGACGACCAUUCGGGCUACUAAGAAUGCGUUUUUGGGUAAGAGGCGGGCGAAUGUGGGUAGUGAUACGAGCUUGGGUGCAACCCAGGGUGUGGGGCUUGGAGGAGUGAGUCGUGUUGGCCGGGCAAGAAAGACGAGAGUGGGAGGAAUGACAUCACUAGGAAGAGCACAGGUGAAGGCUUCACAAGACGACGAUGAUGAGCUGUCGCUUUGA